GAUAUGACGUUUUAUCAUGAGGCCGGCGCGCCUGGAAGAGCGCUUCAGGAGAAUGGGUGCACCUCGCGAUUGGCCAACGCUGGUCUGCAAGUUUGGGCACAAGCACCCUCUUAAUCACUUUCUCGUGUCUUAGGCAACUUGACCUCUUUCCCUUACCUGGGCUAGUCCGCCAAGUUAGCAGGCACCAUGUUCGCUCUGUCGGCCGUCUCUUCCCGCAACGUGGCUUGCCAGGCUUCCCAGCCCCGCCACAAGGGUGCCAAGCACCACGCGCGCUCGCGCCCCAUUAAGGUGCGAGGACAAAACCUGAGCGGCGGCCAUUUUGUGGUGGCUUGCGGUCCAGCUUGCGCCAGAGCAUUACAACCGCGCGGACAAGAACCACGGGCCUGCCAAGUACGAGCCCCUGCCCACCCCUCCCCCGGCCCUUAUUGUGGUCUCCAAGGCCGAGUCCAAGUAAGCGCCUCACGGCGCUGGCUUGAGCGGCUGUAUGGCACGGAGCAAGGUUGCAGGAGGCAGGACGGGCGUGCAGCUUGACAGCUGACACGUGCGGGGGCGUGCCGGGCGAAUGAGUUUGAGCUUGCCCUUUGGACGAGGAGUCACAGAAUGAAGCGGUGAUCACGGGGAGGUGGCCAGCAGCUGGCUAGUCACACGCAAUGGCGGCACGUCAACGCACCCAUGGUUACAUGUGGGCAGUACGACGUGGCGCGGCAGCAGCUCCUGCCUGUCGCGACGCUGUGUGAGUGGUAUGGCUGCAGCUCUGGGUUCUUGGAGGAGGAUUUGGCGCACCGCAUUCCUUAGGUAGGGCGGCGCGCAGGUGGUGCAAACGCCUGGCAAUGCGGCGGGCUGACUUCGGAGCUGUGGUGGUGCGGUUCGGGACCGCCCGUGGCCCCGCCGUUCCCCGUGUCAUCCGGUUUGGGCCGCGUGGGCACGACGUCGUGAGGGACGGCUUGGCUACCGAGGUAGUCUAUCUAUCGGGAGUAGCACGGCGGGAAUUUUUGCGCGGCGGAACGCCCGGCGGGCUGGGAGCCAUCCACCAGGAGUCACUGUUGCGUAGUAACGCUUGGGCGGCUUGUUUACCAGCCAGGACAUUACGAGAGAGUGUGUGCAGUCGGUUGGGGUGUGGCAGGUGCCGAGAGGUCCGGGCUGCGCUGGAAGCAUGGUGGAAAUGUAACGAAACU
Molecule: messenger RNA, 1175 nt
Organism: Chlamydomonas reinhardtii
Lineage: Eukaryota; Viridiplantae; Chlorophyta; Chlorophyceae; Chlamydomonadales; Chlamydomonadaceae
Exons: 3
Coding region: 187-531 (114 amino acids)
Source: RefSeq, a predicted model, not a curated record